AUGACAAUAUACUCUUUAUACAUAUACGAUCGUCAUUGUGAUUGUGUAUAUUAUCAAGAUUGGCAUCGUACAUCUCCUAUACGACCACCACCUUUCACUAACUUUCGUCCUGGUGUACAUCGAAUCCCUUCUCCACAAUCCAUAACGACGAAAGAAAGUAUCUUCAACACUAAACGUGUAUCGGCUUUGGAAGAUGUGGAAAGGGUCGGGAAUAGGGAAUUGAAAGGAUUACCUUUUGAUGAAGAAUCAAAAUUGGUUUAUGGUGUGAUUUUAAGUUUGAGAAAUAUGGUGAAGAAAUUAUCUGGAAGAGACGAAGCUUUCACUUCUUAUCGUACCGCACAAUAUAAAUUACAUCUCUACGAAACUUUAACAGGAUAUCGUUUCGUACUCUUAUCUGAUCCUAACGUCGAUAGUUUAAGAUUCGUUCUUAAACAAAUUUAUACCGGUCCAUUCUUAGAUUAUGUGGUAAGGAACCCAAUGAUCAUUAUGGAUUCUAGAGAAGAAGGUAUAGAUAAUGAUUUGUUCCGAUCUGCUGUAGACCGUCAUAUGCGUAAUCUAUCCAUGUUCUCAUGA
Molecule: messenger RNA, 573 nt
Organism: Tremella mesenterica DSM 1558
Lineage: Eukaryota; Fungi; Basidiomycota; Tremellomycetes; Tremellales; Tremellaceae
Exons: 3
Coding region: 1-573 (190 amino acids)
Biological process (GO): endoplasmic reticulum to Golgi vesicle-mediated transport
Cellular component (GO): TRAPP complex
Source: RefSeq, a predicted model, not a curated record